AGUGUCUUAUUUUUCUGUGGUGCGCUGCAGAACUCUACAAGAGAGAAGCGUAAGUGGGACGCAUUGGACGACUCCUUUCUGUGUCGCACCACCCACUCGAUUCGCUCACCUAACUCACAAAUAUUUUGCCGAAUAGUUUCCCUCCCUCAUCUGUUUUUCCCUUUCUUUGAUCUCUCCCUUAUUCCAAAUAAGGACCUCGAAGAAGCCCUAUUUUCCUCAGACCCAUAAUCAUGGAGUACACUCUGUCCGAUGCCACCGUGGGAGCGGUUGAGCAGUUAACCGUUGCUCUCUCUAACACCCGCGUGCAGCUGCAGCGCGCACACGAGGGCAUGCAGCUGCUCCUGUCGCGGUGCCAAGACGUCGGCGCGGCCGUGGAGCGCUGCGCCGAGGCGCUGGCCCGCCUCUCCACCUCGCCCAGCGCCGCCGCCUCGGACAUCUCCUCGGACAGCAGCAGCGCGAGCGCAGCGCCGGCCGCCACCGCGUCGUACCGGCAGCUGUCCUGGUCGCUGUCGCAGUUCCACACGCACGUGGCGCGGCUGCUGUCCGCGGCGAGUCUGCAGGCGUACGACGCGGCGGUGGCGGACAAAAUCGCGAGCCGGCUGAGCCUGAUGGAGCGCGGCGCGGCGACCUUCUAUCGCAGCGUGGCGAGCGCGCAGCAGCCGGCGGGCGCGACGGCGGAGAGCACGGCGGCUGUGCAGGGGAGCGCGCGGCAGCUGGAGCAGCUCGCGUGCACGCGCUUCGCACCCGCCUACGAGGGCUUCCUGCUGUACGCCGUGGCCACGCUGGGCGACUUCUGCGCUCUGUGGGACACCGCGGCGCAGAAGAGCGCGGAGGAAGUGGUGUGGUCGUCGGGGCAGGCGGGGCAGUCGCCGAUGGUGGCGCCGCUGCACGCAGAACACUUCUGCGCUGUCGCACCGUCGAAGACAUCCAGCAGUAAGCAGACGACGGGACAGUCUGCGACGACGGAUAGGGCGAGUGCGUGCUUCGCUGCUGCCAUCGGCGCUGUCGAGGAGAUGUGCGACGCCUUCUUUGAAUUCGUGCGGCUCCUACAAGGCACCGUUCAUGAGUUCAGCCUUUCCUCGUUGGCACUUCUGGCGGUGUUAAGCGGCGCCCUGCCAGCUUCUGAGGUCAGUAAGGUUCACGAGGCGGCUCUCCGUGUCCAGAAGCUGGAAAAGAUGUUGGCCGCCUUGAAUGCGCGGUGGCAGACGCGACGGUCGUGUUACGAGACGCUGCUGCAGGAGCGCGUGACGGUGCCGCUGCGCCAGCUGCAGGACGACACGAAAGGCGGCUUGCGACUCGGUCAUUUGUUCCGUGGGAGAGGUCACAAAGACGUCGCUGAUCGCGGCACGGGCGCGUUUAACAUGGCAGCAAAAAUGGUGGCAAGAAUGCGCAUUGGUGACGGUUUUGUCACUGUCAGCCAGUCCGAGUGCUCGGGUGAUUGCACGGUGAGCCCGAUGAAGGUGCUGUAUGGAGCGUGGUUCCAAAUGGUGGAUGUCUUUGUGCGGCUUGGAAGCGACGCCGCCAGUGAGGUCUCAAAAGAGGUGGGCAUUUAG
Messenger RNA from Leptomonas pyrrhocoris, 1553 nucleotides. RefSeq lists its product as hypothetical. Bases 231 to 1553 code for a protein of 440 amino acids. The record is from RefSeq and is a predicted model, not a curated record. Lineage: Eukaryota; Euglenozoa; Kinetoplastea; Trypanosomatida; Trypanosomatidae. The transcript has a single exon.